UUUUUCCGAGAAACGCAGGCUUUGUUAACGCACAAAAAAUUCUUAGAACCUGAGAGUUUUAGAUCAUCAUUCGCUUAAUAUUUUGCUAAGACGAUGUCUUCUGAAGAGGAUGGAGAUAAACCUGUGGGAGAAGGGGAAACUUUUGAAACCUCUACUGAGAAAAGUAGAGCUGAAGGUGACGAUGGUAAAGGUGCAAACGAACGUAAGAAGGACACAGAGGAAGGUAAAAAAACGCAGGAACGUAAUACACUCGUACACGCCAUUCUAUUUACUGGUGCAAUUCUAUGUAUUGGUGUAGCUAUCUACUUUGCUCGUCCUAAGAACGAAAUAAAGGCUGACUUUGACCUGGUGAGAGUCUUUAGAAAUGGGCUUGAAAAUUUACAGACCCCAUUCGCUAAUCAGACCCACCGGUUCUGGAAGAUUUUAAGAAGUCGCGGAUUGGCUCAUCUACAGAGUAAGGAUCCCUUACAACCACUGGUGUUCUUACUGGCUGCACCUCCAGCAGCACAUGAAUGCGUGGAUUGCCUGGCCAUUAAACUAGCAAAUAUGCUGGAUCCAAGACAUAAAGAUACUUUGGCUAGAUUUUGUGGCGAAGAAGAGAAAGCAAAUCCUCCAGAAAAGACUAAAAUAAGAAUGGACAAUUUCCUGAAGAAAAAAAUUGAGGCUCUUCACAGGGUAGUGCUCAUCCAUCACCUUGAGCUUCUUCCGCCACCCUCACCACAUCUUUUUCACUCUUAUUGUGAUGAUCAAAACGCACCAUAUAAGCACUUGGCCAUUAUUUUUACGGUACAUAUGCCAGUAGAGCCCAACUCAUCUCUGUCUCCUAAACAAGCAGAGGAAAGUGUAAAGAAAUAUCUUUCAGGUGAUGUUUGGGCAAAGGAUGAUGUGGGUGAAGUUGCUGCUCUCCUGGUCCGCGUUGCUUAUACCGUGGUUCUUAUGAAUGGUGAAAGUAGUGGUUCAGCAAGGGACUUCUGUUCUGAAUCAACUAACUGUUAGCAGGGAUUGGUAGGAUGAGUUAGUGAAUUACUGUUACUCUGUCAGACACAGGAUUUAACAGAAUGUAGCAAAUUUAGAGUUUAGUCAACCAGGGGAUGUUGUCUUGAUUGAGCACUUAAUUUUCAGGAGAAACCAAUAGAAAAUGUAAGAUUUUCAGGCAGGAGAAUUAUAAUUUAGAUCUAGAGUGUGAAAGGAGUAUAAUUUGUAUGCUGAGGUCAAAUAGGUAACAACUGAUUGCUUCCUUUUCAUAAUGGAAAAUAUGGACUUUCCAGGCUACUUUGGUUUGUUUCUGUAGAAUGUCACAAAAUAAGAACUAUUGACUAUUCACAGAAUGAAAUAGAUGGUCAACAAUGCAUGCAAUUUAACAUCUUAAUUAACGUUUUUGUCUGUCAAAGCUAGAGCUUUCAUACACAUGUUAAUUUUAGGCUGGCAAACUAAAGGUAGUCCAAAAGACUUGUCAAAUUUGAUUAAGAUUGUGCCAUUCAUCUUCAAACCCAGGGAAACUGCUAAGUGUUCACAACAACUUGAUGUCAAUAAGGGAACACUUUUGGGUCUAAAACUUUUUGGGAUACUGUAGAGAUUAGUGCUUGAUUUAAGACACUAGUGUUCCAUGUAGAUACUAGGAUUCAAUUGUUGACAUUGGUGUCUGAUUUUAGGCAUUAAUGUCCAAUUUGAGAUAUUAGUGUCUAAUUUAGACAGUAAUAUUCAAUUAAGAUACUAGUGUUCAAUCUACACACACAUCUGAUUUCAGUCACUGUUGUCCUGGUGUAAGAUUCAUCUAAUUUAGGGCACUACUAGUCAAUCUUACACACUAGUGUCCAAUUUUAGGUGGUGUUCGAUUUUAAACAGUAAUGUCCAGUGUCAGAUAGUGACCAAUUUUGGACACAAGCUUGGUUUUAGGCACAACCAUUUUAUUUCCCAACAGAGCUAAGUUAUUCUUCUAUUAAUCCUGGGUGACUUUUUUUAACUCUUAGUCCAUCUUACCAUCUGAAUGGUUAUUUUCUGUUAAGAUUUUUUCAUAGAUAAGUGAUAUUCAGCAUUCAUGUUUUCUGACCAGGGUUUCAUAAUUUUUGUCAGGUCCUGUAUCCAUUGACUGCCAGGCACUAAAGACUUCUGGAAUACAAAACCCUCUGAUGAGAGUUUCACUCUCUACAAGUGUUUAAUAACUCUAACUACUGGUAUAUCUGUAUUUAAGAUUUGUGUAUUUAGCCUUUUAUUUUGUCUGUAUGGUUAGCCAGGAUAUUGAAUUCAACUAAAGAAAGUUGUUUGUACCAGUAUAAAAUGAUCCAAAUAUAUUCCUGUCUGAAAAAUUCAUAUAAGACAUCCUUGAAUGGAAUGUAAUCCAACAGAGUUCAUUGAAGAAAGAAAAUACAUUUACAAUACAGAAUAAAUAUCAGUAACCACACAAUGAACAUUUUACUUAUCUUAAGCUGGUUAAGAAACAAUGUGAACUACUUACUUUCACUAUAAUUU
Messenger RNA from Pocillopora verrucosa, 2469 nucleotides. RefSeq names its product torsin-1A-interacting protein 2-like. Gene Ontology annotation, molecular function: ATPase activator activity. The record is from RefSeq and is a predicted model, not a curated record. NCBI's taxonomy places the organism in Eukaryota, Metazoa, Cnidaria, Anthozoa, Scleractinia, Pocilloporidae. Gene Ontology annotation, biological process: membrane organization. Gene Ontology annotation, cellular component: membrane.